Caenorhabditis bovis is the source of this 978-nucleotide messenger RNA. The record is from the annotation of a GenBank genome assembly. Lineage: Eukaryota; Metazoa; Nematoda; Chromadorea; Rhabditida; Rhabditidae.
AUGGGUCUAUCAACGCUUGUUACUAUCGCUUCGGCUUCCUCAGGCUUCGCCAUCCUCGGAUGCAUCAUCACCGUUGGGAUGAUAUUCUUGGACAUCAAUUCGUUCUACGACGAGAAGAUCAAUGAGUUGAACGAAUUCAAGUCCCUUGAGAAGGUCGCCUGGAAUUCGAUGGUGCCUAAAGAUUCGGUUGCGUCGAUGUUCCUUGUUGGAAGAAACAAGCGUCAAGCUCAGUGCAACUGCGGAGCUCAAUCUCAGGGAUGCCCAGCAGGACCACCAGGACCACCAGGACAGCCAGGAGCACCAGGACAGCCGGGAGAGCGUGGACUACCUGGACAGCCAGGAUCCGGAGCUAGAAUCAACCCAGUCACCGGACAGAAUGGAUUCUGCAUUACCUGCCCAGCCGGAGCUCCAGGACCAGCUGGAGCCCCAGGACCAGCGGGACCAAAGGGACCAGACGGACAACCAGGAGCUCCAGCCUUCGGAGGAGGACAGGGACCACCAGGACCACCAGGACCAGCCGGAGACGCUGGAGCUCCAGGAGCUCCAGGAAACCCAGGAGCCCCAGGAAACCCAGGACGCUCUGGACAGCGCAGCCGUGGCCUUCCGGGACCAGCUGGAGCUCCAGGACCACAGGGACCACCAGGACAGCCAGGAGCCCCAGGAAACGGCGGAGGCCAAGGCCCAGCAGGAGCUCCAGGACCAGCCGGACCACCAGGACAGCCAGGACAGCGUGGACAGGAUGGAACUCCAGGAGCCCCAGGAAACGCCGGCGCCCCAGGAGGCGAUGCCGCUUACUGUCCAUGCCCAUCUCGCUCAGUUGCUGUUCGUCAUCGCGCUGUCGCCGCUCGCAGUCGUGUUGCGGCUCGUUCCCGCGUCGCUGCUCGCAGCCGCGUUGUCGCCAGAAACCGUGCUGCCGUCGCUCGUCAUCGUGUCGCCGCCAAGCGUGUUGUUCGCGUUCAGCGCAAAAUUGCCGCCUAA